Molecule: messenger RNA, 2002 nt
Organism: Helobdella robusta
Lineage: Eukaryota; Metazoa; Annelida; Clitellata; Rhynchobdellida; Glossiphoniidae
Exons: 15
Coding region: 172-1827 (551 amino acids)
Molecular function (GO): calcium ion binding
Source: RefSeq, a predicted model, not a curated record
GCGAACAUUUGAAAAAGGACUGAAUAAAAUCAACCUACAACUUAAUUCUCCAAACUUUCACUAGCUGGUUUUUUGAAUAAAGAGUGAAGAGUUGCAGAGGCUGAGGUAAAACUCAGAAAGAAAUCAUCAUUGCCACAACAAAUCAAGUUUAAUUUUGAAUGCUUUUCUGAAAUGCUUUGUAAGCAGAACUUGAUUGCACUGUUUAUCAUAUCAUUUUCUUCUCUCCAUGAAUUCACUGAGGCUGUGAAAGUGUUCAAAAAUACUUCUGAAUAUUGUGACAUCUGCAGGCACAUCUCUGAAAAGUUUGAAGAGGGUAUAAAAAACACAGCAAGGUCUAAUUUUGGGGGUGGAAAUACUAACUGGGAAGAGAGGAGUUUAGGAAAGUAUGGGCAAAGUGAAACAAGGUUAGUUGAAAUUUUAGAGUCCUGUUGUGAUGGCCUUGAUGAUAAAACUGCCAAGUCCAGGUGUGAAGGCUUGCUUGAGGAACAUGAUGAAUGGAUAGAAGAAUGGUGGAGAACUGUUUAUCACCAGGAAGAGGAUGACGACGACGAUGACGAUAAACCAAAGAAAAAUAAGCAGAAUGAAACGAAGAAAAACCUUUAUUCUGAUUUCUGUGUUCAGAAAGUUGCAGCUUGCUGUGAAAAAGGAUUUUAUGGAUCAGAUUGCAAAGCCUGCCCCGGAGGUCCACAAGAUCCUUGUAAUGGGAAUGGAAUUUGCACUGGUAGUGGAUACAAGGAUGGUGAAGGCACCUGUGAAUGUUCAUCCGGAUAUGAAGGUGAGGAGUGUGACAGGUGCAAAGAAGGAUUCGUGUCACAAGAUGGCAGGAAGUGCUUAGGUUGCCACAAAUCCUGCAAAUCAACUUGCACUACACCAAACGAUCCAAAAACGUGCAAUGAAUGCAAGAAUGGAUGGAAGAAAGAUGAAGAUGGAGUGCUGGGAUGCGUGGACGUAAAUGAAUGUUUGGAUCCGGACAGAUGUCCUUCUCACACAUACUGCAGAAAUGAAGAAGGAAACUCAGCAUGUUUAGAUUGCGACAAGUCGUGCAGUGGUUGCUUUGGACCUCUGGAUAGUGACUGCAAGCAGUGUGCCGAUCUCCACUACAUGCAUGAAUCAACUUGCUUGCCCUGUCACAAAUCAUGCAAGAACUCGUGUACUGAUGGAACAUCAAAAACAUGUGACUCCUGCAAUGAUGGCUGGGAACAUAAUGGAGAAGAAUGCAUUGAUAAAGACGAAUGUGAGAUGGGGCAAGAUGUGCAUAAGUGUGAUCCAAUUGUGUCUUACUGUAAAAAUAAAGAUGGCUCAUUCAAGUGCAAGUCCUGCCACUCGCUGUGCGUUGGCUGUCGUGGUCCAAAGCCACACCAAUGCAAGGAAUGCAAGAAGGGCUACCAGUUCAACGAGGACCAUGAAUGUGUAGAUAUGAACGAGUGUGAACAAGAAGUGCCGGUUUGUCAGGAAGAGCAUGAACAGUGUGUGAACAGAGUCGGUUCAUUCGUUUGCGAGUGUGAGGAUGGAUACGUCAGGAGGAGAGGAGGUCCAUGUCAAAAGAAGCACAUCAUCAUCACUGAUGAUGAACCAAAAAGACCAACAAAGGAGGGAAAGCCAGCUGAGGCAGAGAAGAAGGGCAGCGCCAAAAUUCCCACGCCCCGUCCGUCAUUCGAGGAUUUCAAAUCAGUAACGCCGGGACCAAACGGCUACACGGAGGAAGAUCUCAAGAAACUCGGAGAGCCUCUGCAAGGGAAGCUGAGUGACGAGAAGAUUGUUAUUGAGGGUAAGAGUAAAAUGAAUGAGAGAAUGGGUGGUGAAGACAAGGAGAAAACCGAACUAUAAAAUAUUGUAUGUCAUUUUAGUUAGGUUCAUUGUUUUAAUUUUGUUUAUUUACGUGCUGUUUCGUACUGUUCACAUACAUAUGGUUUGUCGUUACUGUUUCUCAUCCCGUCAUUUUUUGGCAACAGUUGUCAUUUUAUCUUUUUUAACGCAAUAAAUUAGUUUUUAUGAAUUGUUA